Encephalitozoon hellem ATCC 50504 is the source of this 369-nucleotide messenger RNA. RefSeq lists its product as uncharacterized. Gene Ontology annotation, biological process: deadenylation-independent decapping of nuclear-transcribed mRNA; positive regulation of catalytic activity; deadenylation-dependent decapping of nuclear-transcribed mRNA. The transcript has a single exon. Gene Ontology annotation, cellular component: P-body. The record is from RefSeq and is a predicted model, not a curated record. Gene Ontology annotation, molecular function: enzyme activator activity; mRNA binding. Lineage: Eukaryota; Fungi; Microsporidia; Unikaryonidae. Bases 1 to 369 code for a protein of 122 amino acids.
AUGGGGGAAAGAGAGGAGCAAAUCCUGACGAGGGAGAUCAGAAAGGAGGACCCGUCACUCAAGGGCCUUCUCUAUAUAUCCAACUUUGCUUCUGUGUAUCACUAUGGUGAUGGGGAGUGGGACAAGCUGAACAUUGAAGGGACGUUUGUAAUGUACAGCAGAGAAUGCUAUCCCUUUGUUGGUAUCUACGUGUUCAACAGAAAGAGCCUGAAGGACUUUUACCUCCACUUGACAAAGGAAACCUCCUUUGGUAUAAAGAAGAACUUCAUGACCAUAAAUAGGCGAGAAAAGGAUGGGAUUCAUGGCCUCUGGUUCCAUGACAACACCCAUCCCCAGGAAGUGCUGAGGUGCUUAGAAGAGUUUCUGUAG